This is a messenger RNA of Alnus glutinosa, 2538 nucleotides long. Its product is annotated as probable Ufm1-specific protease. The transcript is spliced from 13 exons. Lineage: Eukaryota; Viridiplantae; Streptophyta; Magnoliopsida; Fagales; Betulaceae. The record is from RefSeq and is a predicted model, not a curated record. Bases 87 to 2024 code for a protein of 645 amino acids.
CAAAAACGACGACGCUUGUUGACGUACUCAAAUCGAGAAGAAGAACAAGCGCUACGCUUAGCGCAGCGUAGCGGAGCUCUCAGUCGAUGGAGAGCGAAACCGAGAACACAAGCGUACGUGUUCUGUGCCCAAGGCUCGUCCUCCACAAGAACGAGCCGGGCCUCCAAUGGCUAAUUGGAUCCCCAUUCUUCCCGCCGCUCACCAUCGUCUCCACCCUGCGGUGCAUCCACACCGUCUCUCCAUCCUCCGAUUACCUCAAAGAAUCAGAGGAUCUUCGGACGUUACUACCGAAAGGAUUUGACGUAAUCGGGGCAUUAGUUAUCGGAAACUCGGAUUCCGAAAAGAACGCUCGCAUGGCAAUCGAUGCUGCUCGUAGAUUGAGCAAGCUUCUCUCUGAUGAGAAUCGGGAAACGAUCGGUGCAGUUGCGGAUAUCAAUAAUACCGGAAACAUUCAAUUCUUCGUAUCGUUAUCGGAGAAUUCAACGAGCCUUGAACUGGUAACUUCGGUUGUAUAUGAGGAUCACCCGGAGAAGUACGUUUGGGAGAAGGGUUGUUUGCUGCGGUGCGAGCUUCCGAUUAAAUUUCCAGUCUAUUUUCCUGCGAACAAUCCGUCCGAUGCGGAAAAGAUGUAUUUGCGUGCAACUGAAGCAGUUGUUGCCAAGUUUAAAGACCCACGGGCUGUAUACAUGGCAGAAACAUUAAGCAAAGCCUCUGCAGAAGCACCUCAACCUGUCAUUCUUCGUGGUGCAGAAUUGGACUUUCACACAUCUCUUUCAAAUAUCAAACUUUUGGGUGAAGAUGCUCAGGAUUCGGACUCAAAGUUUCUACCAUGUGCUUGCUUCUGUUUGAAAAGUAAAUCUGACUCACCAGUGUUUUCUGUGGAGAAUGCAGAUAUUAUUCAAGUAAGUGUUCUGCUUAAUAGCUCAGAAAAGUCUCUGAAUUCCACUGCACCUGUUGCAGAGUAUAUUCCAGCUUUGGAAGAAACCAGGCUUUUAGUCGUAAACUUUAAGCUAGAAGUGCUCUGUUAUGCUGCCAAGGAGAUUCCAGUGAUGUAUGCAGUUUCUAAGUUAAUCAUCCCCGGUUUAGUUGAUCAGCUAAAUUCAAUGAAGAAUACAAUUUUGCCCAACCUCUUAACAGAACAUCCUCAGCUUUGUCCCUAUCACUUUAAUCCUCCUGGAGUUUUGCAUCCAAUAACUGUUAUCUAUGAACUCAGUUAUGGGGAGACAGAAAUGAAGCAAGUUGAAAUUCGAAAAUCCCUACACUUGAGGGUGGGACUACCUUCUGACCGUCCUCUCUUAAGAAUUGCCAAUGCCCUGGAUUUGUCUACAACAAAGGACAGUGCAAGGAGUGGCCCAAUACGUAAGGGCUGUACUUUACUUAAAGAUGUACAUAUUGGGAUUCCAAGUAGUGGGGUUCAGGGGGGCAUUGUAUCUCUGAUUCAAAGUUCCUAUGAGUACUACCAUUAUCUUCAAGAUGGCUUUAAUGAUUCGGGCUGGGGUUGUGCUUACCGUUCUCUACAGACUAUCAUUUCAUGGUUCAGACUCCAACACUACACAUCCAUAGAUGUUCCUUCACAUAGGGAAAUACAACAGUCACUUGUAGAGAUUGGUGAUAAGGAUCCUUCUUUUAUUGGGUCACGUGAAUGGAUUGGUGCGAUUGAGUUGAGCUUUGUUUUGGACAAACUUCUUGGUGUCAGCUGCAAGGUGAUAAACGUUACAUCUGGAGCUGAGCUUCCUGAAAGAUGUCGAGAGCUGGCCUUGCACUUUGAGAAUCAGGGAACACCCAUUAUGAUUGGUGGUGGUGUUCUUGCAUAUACCCUAUUGGGAGUUGAUUACAAUGAAGCAAGUGGAGAUUGUGCAUUUCUUAUACUUGAUCCUCACUACACCGGCAAUGAUGAACUCAAGAAAAUCAUAAAUGGUGGAUGGUGUGGGUGGAAAAAGGCCGUCGAUAGCAAGGGAAAGAGUUUCUUCUUGCAUGAUAAGUUCUAUAAUCUUCUAUUGCCACAACGGCCCAAUAUGGUAUAAUUUAUAACUCUGGUCAGGUGAUCCUCGAUGAGUCAUUUUAUGGUUAAGAUUUUAUUUUACAGUAUUUAAUGGCGUAAAUGAUGCCGCGUCUUUUAAAAUUUUUAAAUACCAUGACAAUAUAUUCACCACAUGAUAUUAUUUAUACCUUUAGAUGCUGUGAAAUAAAAUCUUAAUCGUGAAAUGACUCAAAAUGUAAAGGAUCAUAUUCCCUGAUUAGGACAAGCGAGGUGGACUUAAUACCAAUUGGAUUUGGAUACACUUCUACGCAGAAAAGACGUCUUUGAGCAAUUUACAUGCGAAUGGGACUGGUGUAAGCAACCAAGAGUAGGCAUUGUCUUCUUUUCAGCGGUUAAAGUUAUUUCUGUAACUUGAAUUCAUUGAACCCAAUUGCUUGCCCAUUGCCCUUAGUUUCAUUGCUUUUAUUUUCUGGCUGAAUUGGCUUUUGUGUUCAACCGAGGAACUGGGUAACGUUGUUAAAUCAUUAACCGUUUGAUCUGAUAGAUCUUUUCCUCCA